UUGGUGUCUCUCACAGGUGGAACCGAAACAGCACUCAGCUGCGGCUGCGAGCGGCGAGCCGAGGCGGGUAUUAAGUUGCGUUGAGGGAUUUCGCGAAGGGCACGCUGACUGGAUAUAUCUCCCGGCCUGCAAAAUGAUCGAAUAACAAUAACUAACUGGAGCUGGUGUGGUUGUAGUCAGCUGAAGGAGGAGAGUGUAGCUUAGCUAGCUAAUAAACAUUUAGCGUGCUAGCCACAUUACAGUACACAGCUCGGCUGUGGUGUGAAAGCUGCUGCUGCUGCUGUUUCGAGCUCCUGUUCUCAGCCAUGUUCGUGCAAGAAGAGAAGAUCUUCGCAGGGAACGUGUUGAAGAUCCACAUCUGUACCAUGGAGGGCACAGAGUGGCUGGAGGAAGUCACUGAAGACACUACGAUAGAGAAGCUGAAGGAGAAAUGCCUCAAGCAUUGUGCCCAUGGGAGUCUAGAGGAUCCCAAAACCAUCACACACCACAAACUCAUUCAUACAGCGACAGAGAGGAUUCUUACUGAAACCAAAACUGUUGCCGAUGAAAACCUUAAAGAUAAAGACUGCUUGUUAUUGAUAAAGAAGAGGGCACCCCCACCACAUCCCAAAAUGACUGAUAUAUCUGCAGAAGAGAAGAAGAAGCAGGAAAGCAAGGCUCCUGAUAAAGAUGCUAUCCUGAAAGCCACAGCAAAUUUGUCCACUCGCCACUCCGACCGCACCGUCACGCAGCACAACAUCAGAGACUUCCAGACAGAACUGAGGAAAAUUCUGGUGUCGCUCAUUGAGGUAGCACAGAAACUCCUCGCUUUGAAUCCAGAUGCUGUUGAGCUCUUCAAAAAGGCCAACGCCAUGUUGGAUGAGGAUGAUGAGGAGCGGGUGGAUGAGAAUGCCCUGCAGCAGCUGACUGAGAUGGGUUUCCCAGAGAGCCGUGCAGUCAAGGCACUGCGCCUAAACCACAUGUCUGUGACACAGGCUAUGGAAUGGCUGAUUGAGCACGUGGACGACCCCACAGUCGACUUGCCCCUGCCAGGCCAGGAAGCUCAAGGAGCAGCCGGAUCUGCAGCAGCUGCUUCUGCAUCUGCAGCAGCUGCAUCUGCAGCAGCUGCGUCUGCAUCUGCAGGUCCGUCUCCUUCGGGUCCUGGCCUUCAGGUAGCCACCUCUUCCCAGUCCAGCUCAGAGGAGGCCAAGCAGGAUGAGCUGACAGAAAUCUUCAAAAGGAUCCGGAGGAAACGAGAGUUCAGGCCGGACUCACGGGCAGUGAUUGCACUGAUGGAGAUGGGGUUUGAUGAGAAGGAAGUGAUCGACGCCCUCCGGGUCAAUAAUAAUCAACAGGACGCUGCUUGUGAAUGGUUGCUUGGUGACAGAAAGCCUUCACCUGAGGAUCUUGAUAAGGGCAUUGACACGAACAGCCCUCUGUUUCAAGCCAUACUGGAGAAUCCUGUGGUCCAGCUCGGCCUCACAAACCCCAAAACACUGCUGGCUUUUGAGGACAUGCUGGAGAAUCCUCUGAACAGCACACAGUGGAUGAAUGACCCUGAGACUGGACCUGUCAUGCUUCAGAUAUCCAGAAUCUUCCAGACACUCAACCGCACAUAAAGCACAUCUUAUCUCUGGAGCUUCUGCAAACAGGACAGGCUUAUUCGCUAAUAAGGGAAGUGUGUGUGUGUGUGUGUGUGUGUGUGUGUGUGUGUGUGUGUGUGUGUGUGUGUGUGAGAGCGACAGACACUGUGUGGCUGGUAUGGUUUAUGUUGCAGAGUUACAGCAAGUAAUGAAUGUAACAAUAAUAACAGGAUGGGAAUUUUUCAGUUUUGAAUAUUAUAGAAAUAAUUAUAUCUAUUUAUAACUGACAGAUCACUUGUUAAAAAAAACAAAUGUAAACAGUAACUUAAGUGAUAAUACUAGGUUCACUAUUUCUUUUUUUUCUUUUUACAUUUUAUGAGUGGUUUUUAAUUCAGAAAUUUUAAUUUAAGUACAUAUUUUAUUUUAUAUACUUUCACCAUGAUGUAAAUUAACAUAAGGCAUCCAGAGUAAAAAAAAAAAAAAGUUUACACUUCAGGAAACACUUUCGGAUGUUUCACGAAAGAAGGCCUUGUUUUUAUUCUCUUCAAAUGGUUACAUUUGGUCAGAAUGCAUGUUUCCAGGAUGAGAUGAUUAAAGUAUAACAGCGUUAUUUUGAUUUAGAGUGCAGUAUGUGAAACUAAAGUUACUGACACUGUUUUCUGCUGUAACACGAGCUAGAAAAAAAUGCAUCAUAUUUCAUUUGAAUGUCCAAAUGAGCUACGGUAUCGGACAGCUUCAGAAACACUGGUCAAUGUGCUCGGUGUUGUGUCAUCAGAAAUAAUGUGACAUCUAAUGUCAGGGCUAUGAAAGUAGUACGCCGCCAGAAAAAAGUGGUAAUAAUGUUGUGUACCUUUCCUUCUCGUCGAGGUGAUGCCAUCAAGGAUUUGCCUUUUGUACCUUUAGCCUGUGUAAUGGACCUUUCAAACUUGAACCUGAAGACAUGUCAUAUAACUUAAAUAAUUUUUAAAGGUAUAUCUAUGUUUCAAGGUGAAAGGAAUAUGGGUAAGUCCAAGCCAAAAAGACCCAAUGUAUAGAAAAUUGGUUGCAGCAAUAUUUUUAUUUUAAUGGUGGAAGUUACUGAUGAAAAUAUAUGUAAAUCUAAAUUAGUUUUCAAAAUUUCAGCUUUGGGCGGCACGGUGGUGUAGUGGUUAGCGCUGUCGCCUCACAGCAAGAAGGUUCUGGGUUCGAGCCCCAUGGCCGGCGAGGGCCUUUCUGUGUGGAGUUUGCAUGUUCUCCCCGUGUCCGCGUGGGUUUCCUCCGGGUGCUCCGGUUUCCCCCACAGUCCAAAGACAUGCAGGUUAGGUUAACUGGAGACUCUAAAUUGACCGUAGGUGUGAAUGUGAGUGUGAAUGGUUGUCUGUGUCUAUGUGUCAGCCCUGUGAUGACCUGGCGACUUGUCCAGGGUGUACCCUGCCUUUCGCCCGUAGUCAGCUGGGAUAGGCUCCAGCUUGCCUGCGACCCUGUAGAACAGGAUAAAGCGGCUAGAGAUAAUGAGAUGAGAAUUUCAGCUUUCUAGACCCAGAGGUUUUUUUUUUAAAUUUAUGCCAUUUUGAAAAAUUACUAAAUUAGACUAGAAUGUACCCCCUAAAUCCUCGCCAGGGAUUUUUGGGAUUUUAAAUGCAUUUUUCUCAGCUUCUAGGCUAU
This is a messenger RNA of Neoarius graeffei (lesser salmon catfish), 3206 nucleotides long. It is a transcript of the gene ubac1, whose product is annotated as UBA domain containing 1. NCBI's taxonomy places the organism in Eukaryota, Metazoa, Chordata, Actinopteri, Siluriformes, Ariidae. Gene Ontology annotation, molecular function: protein binding. The record is from RefSeq and is a predicted model, not a curated record. Bases 306 to 1598 code for a protein of 430 amino acids. The transcript has 10 exons.